Molecule: messenger RNA, 1806 nt
Organism: Acanthocheilonema viteae
Lineage: Eukaryota; Metazoa; Nematoda; Chromadorea; Rhabditida; Onchocercidae
Source: the annotation of a GenBank genome assembly
AUGGAUCGAAUACGACGCUCAUUCCGAGAAUCAUUUCGUCGUCGUAUGUCCAGGCAACAUUUCAGUCGUAGAACUCCACCCGGACAAUCUUCACCGAAUAGACUAGCAAACAACUCAAGUUCUAGUAAAGCGGAAUUAUGGCAACCGGAUGAAAUUGCUGUUCGAAAUGGCACCUGCAAUUUCAAUGUUAAGUAUCUUGGCGGUAUCGAAGUAUUUGAGUCGCGUGGUAUGCAAAUUUGUGAGGGAGCUUUGAAAUUAUUAAGGGGACAACGAAGACGACCAAUUAAAGCAGUUUUAUAUGUUUCCGGUGAUGGUUUACGUGUUGUGGAUCAGGAGAGUAGUCGUGGUUUAAUAGUCGACCAAACUAUUGAAAAGGUAUCAUUUUGUGCACCUGAUCGAAGUCAUGACAAAGGUUUUGCUUAUAUUUGCCGAGAUGGAACAUCGAGACGAUGGAUGUGCCAUGGAUUUUAUGCGAUGAAGGAAUCGGGUGAACGCUUAAGUCAUGCUGUGGGAUGUGCGUUUGCAAUUUGUUUGGAAAGGAAGAAAAAGCGUGAUGCGGAAGUUGCUGCAGCAGUGCAAACAGCUGCAGGUUUACCACCUAUUGGUUGUGAGAAGCCGAGUGCCACUGGUUUUACUUUAGAUGAAAUUGCCCAACAAGUACCACCGAUUCCAAUUAGUUCAUUCGAACGAAGUAACUGUAAUGGCCCUUUUCGUCGAUUAUCAAUAACAGAGCGAUUACGUGACCCGCAAACUGCGAUCGUACAACCACCUCCUGCAACUUCAAAUUUGUCAUCCACAUUACACAUUACAUCGAAACCACGGCCUAUCGGAAAUCCACUACUUUUUGCAAGACAGGGAUCAUUGCGUGCACCUGCUUCAUAUAUCACCGACACCGCCUUGUUUCAUCGGCAGCUUUCACUUCGAUCAUAUCCAGAUUCUCCGAUUAAGAGGCUGCAGCAGAUGUCUGCAACAGUUAUAGAGAAAGAUGAGCCAAUUUUUGAAGAUGAUGAAGACAAAAGUUGGCUUAAUGAUGGUGCACUGAAUGAGGGAAGCACCUUUGAGAGUGCUCCAUAUUGUCCAGUGAAAUAUAAUGGAUUCAGGCAAUCGUUGUCGUAUACAGCUGCACCAUAUGCUAGUACCUGUGAUUUUAUUAGUACUGAAACAUAUAAUUUGAUGAAUUCUCCGUUACAAGUUCAAACCAAUUAUUCGUCAAAUGUUAGUGGACCGGAAUCCUGGUUAAGUAGUCCCAUUUCAACAUCCCCAUCAACGGCAAAAUCAAAAGCUGAUGAAUGGCUCGAACAGACAUUGCGCUCAUCACUAUCACUAAAUUCACCCAGAAAUACUGGUGAUCUCAGCAGGACAGGCGAUACGAUAAAUGAAGGUGGGCCUCCACCAGAUCAUCCACCUCCGCCGCUGCCAAGUUCGUCUAUCUUCCAGGGGACAGGUUCAAAGACAGCGAUCCGUUUCAGCAAUGACUUUUCGCAAUACGAUCUGUCUACCGCAACUGAAAACUUUUCAUCUUUGAACAAGAAUACUACAACCAUACCGUCAAUAUCAGCAGAAUCUGAGAUUGAUGUUUUUGGUCAGCCAGUGUUCAGCGCAUUGCUAUCAAACUCUCAGAGAAGCCAGAAGCAAGAUAAUCAGAUGAAUGAAUGUAUGAAUAACAGAGAAUCCAAAAAAACGGACGAAACUGAUCCAUUCGAUGUUAGAUGGUCUCAUUUAGCUGUAGACGUUGCGACAACAUAUCCAGUACCAGUUCGUUCAACCAAUCCAUUUUAUUCCGAAUCAAGCGCGGUGAAAAUUUAA